AUGCAAAGUGCUAAUCUUUCAAACGCAGUGUUUAAAAAAAUUAUACUUAAAAUUGGUAACAAGUCUGUGGUAUUACAGGAUAGAAGAAGUGAUGAAAAGCUCGAAAAGAUUCGAAAUGAAUUUAAGGACCAUAAUUAUUUUUGUAUUGAAGAUUACAUGGUAUUUUUAAACUCUUUAGAGAAUAAUGAGAAUUCUUUAGGGAAUAGUGAGAAUGAUUCACAAACUUUAAAGAAUAAAGAACAAAGAUCUUGUUCAGAAAUUUUAAGGGAACAUGAAAAAGAUAUUCGUUUAAAGGAUGUCGUGAAAAAUGGUGGCACUUUAGAAGUUAUAGAUCCCAGAAAGUUUACAUGUAGCAAAUUCAUUGACCAUUUUAAGUUGAAUCGUGGUCUGGAAAUAGGACGGCACGAUUACCUUGACUUUGUUCAAAAAGAAAAGGAACAUGCAAUUGAAUAUCAAUGCAAAUUCGGACCUAACUGCAAAGGCGUCAAUACUUAUACCAGAGAUGGAAUAACCCGUGAUCAAAUUCAAUCUGUUUAUAAUACGUCGGAAAAUAAUAAUGCUUCUUUAAACGCGGGAGUUAAUUUUAAGAAUCAAUAUGUGUCCGCUAAAGCCGAAGGUUCCUAUUCAAGUACUGAUCAGAGGCAAACAAAUAGCGAAGUUUCAUCCAGUUCUGAAAUCUUUUUCUAUAUAAGAGCUGAGGUGACAAUACAUGAAGCAAAUGUGUCUAAUGAUUUACUGAAGAUAGUAAAAGAAAUUGUAAAGUUUGACGAAAUGAUGGAUGAAUUAAAGGAAAGGAUAGAAAAGAAAUCUUUAAAAGUACUUCGAACGAUCUUAAAGAAAUACGGAAAGUUUGAUUCGGAGUGUUCAAAAGAUUAUAAUGCUGUUAGUGAAUUAAUUGAUAAAUAUACCAAUAAAGAGUUUUUAUCCGACGAGGAGAAAGACUCUUUAUCUGCCGAAUUCGAUGAAAUUGAAGACAUAAAGGCUAGGUUCGAAAAAAUUUAUGAAAGGUUCGGCAAAUUUUAUGGGAAAAAGUUUUAUUUAGGUGGGAAGCUAACAAAGCGCAGUGUGAAUAAUCUAUUGAAAGAUAAUAUACACAAUUCUCAUAACCUCUCUGGCGGAUUAGAUAUUAAAGCUAUCAAUAAUGGUGUUGGGGUUAAGGCUCAACAUUCACAUUCAACCGAUAAAAAUAAUCUAUAUGUAACUAAACAAGAAGAGUUUGAUGCUAUUGGAGGGGAUUCGGUUAAUGUUAAAGAUGAUAAUAAAGCUUCAUGGAUAGAUUCCUUAAAACGAGAAAAUUGGAAAAAGUGGAAAGUCAUUUUUUAUGAAGCUGAACCAAUUUUUAACUUAUUAUAUAAAAACGAUAUAAACCUCAAUUACAAAGUUAUUAGAAAAAUUUUAGGAAAAAGAAUUCUGGCAUCUGAUAUUGAAACUAAUGUUCAACUAAAUACGUUGCAUUUAUUGAAUUUCAAGAAUAAAAAAUUUAACAAUUUAGAAAAAUAUCAAAUCUUUGCCUCUGUCAUAGACCAAGAAAGAAAAAAUAAUAUCUUUUCUGUUCGAGUGGUCCGCAAUAAAAAAAAAGAAACGUGUUUAUUAGUCCAUCAAAUUAAUGGAGAAAAAAAUACAUUCAAAGUAAAUGUUGGGUGGAUAAUUAUUGGUUAUCCGCAAGAUUUCCAUAAUUUUAAAGGACCUGAAUUUAAAUAUAGUAUGCGUAAACCUAUUGAAAAUAUUAAUAGCCCAGUUCCAAUCGAUAGCUAUGAUAAUUCUUAUAGUCUUUUGGUAACGUGUGAACAACAUUUACUAUCUGACAAUGAAGACAAAAACUUAGAGAAUGCGAUAAGCUUUUAUCUACCAAUAAGUGAUAAUCCUCCGAAAGCGCAUACAAUUGCUUUCGACCCUAAAUCGCGUGAGGUGAUAGAACAGAUUGAAGGAUCUGGAAGUAAGCUUUUCAUUCAUUACAGUGUUAUCGCUGACGGUUCUGUAAAUAGAAUGUGGACAAGGCAACCCUUCAAAUUAUUGAAUUGGAUCAAUUCCAUUCUGUUUAAUAGAUGUAAGCAUUAUGCACUUUUUGAAGAAAAGCAACAAGAUAAUGAUCAGAAGUUUAUUUGUAUAUAUAAUGAAAAGGGAUUCGUUAAUUAUAGCUCAGCUUAUAAUAGACCCACAGGUAUUUGUAUCUGA
Dentiscutata erythropus is the source of this 2175-nucleotide messenger RNA. The record is from the annotation of a GenBank genome assembly. Lineage: Eukaryota; Fungi; Glomeromycota; Glomeromycetes; Diversisporales; Gigasporaceae.